This is a messenger RNA of Aureobasidium namibiae CBS 147.97, 1374 nucleotides long. RefSeq names its product DUF1613-domain-containing protein. Lineage: Eukaryota; Fungi; Ascomycota; Dothideomycetes; Dothideales; Saccotheciaceae. Gene Ontology annotation, biological process: tRNA methylation. The annotation marks the transcript as partial. The transcript is spliced from 3 exons. Gene Ontology annotation, molecular function: tRNA (uridine) methyltransferase activity. The record is from RefSeq and is a predicted model, not a curated record.
UGGCAGCCGAUGCUAGAAAGCGAUUGCACGUUCGAACCCGAAAUGUUUCUCAGAGUUAUGCACAAUCUGAUCAAAAAUCCUAAUAUUAUGUCCACGCAUCUCUUCCGAGCGGAUAUACUCUACGAUAGCGAUGCCGACCACACUAUUAUCGAGGGACCCACAACCACGCACUUCAGCGACUUUACGAAGCAUCUCAAACCAGAGUACAGGCCGAGAUAUGCUGAGCUUCCUGGGUUCAAGUGGGAGAGGACAUAUGUACGGCAACUUGUCCCACGCAAUCGACAACUGGACAAGGAUCUUCCGCAGACGUGUCAUUUCUACACGCGCCUAGAUGGAGAAACUACAAGAAAUCUUAUCCUCUACAUCCCGCAUGUGGAAGACUCAGAAGCUAUGCCGUGGUAUCAUCCCAGGGUCCGCGCAGUUGCUUUCUCCCACUAUUGGACGCCUUCAUCCAGGCUGGGGGCCGUCGCAGUCCAUUACUCUUUGUUCCCCGACAUACCUUUGGACUCGAGACUCGAGCGAACAGCAUUACAGCUGCUCACCAAGAUUCACAAACACAGUAGAGGACAACAAGCAGGCUACCAGAAAAGGGUCCAUCACGAUCUAGUCGUUCCGCAGAAGACGUUCCAAGAGACAUACGCCAGACUCAAGAGCACAUAUGCUAAGUUCCUGAUCGAAGGCUGGGCAGAAGUGACUGACCCUGCAAAACACGUCUUUGAGGAUCUUGGAAUCGCUUCUUUCUUAAUCGAGCUCUGGAAGGUCAUGUAUGAUUGCACCCAACUUGCGGAUGAUAAGGGAAACGCCGUUCAGCUCGAGAAAGAUAGCACGAAACCUCCGUUUCCGGGAUUUGUGGACAUCGGCUGUGGCAACGGUCUUCUUGUAAACAUUUUGAUCAAGGAAGGCUUCCCAGGUUGGGGUUUUGAUGCGCGUCAUCGAAAGUCAUGGGAGACAUUCGCACCUAACGUUAAGAGCAAACUUGCAGAAGGCAUCCUGGUACCCGAACAGUUGGAAGCGGUUGAUUUGCUUCGAGAUCGAGACUUCCACAACGGCCGAUUCAAGAAGGGAACAUUCAUUGUGUCAAAUCAUGCGGAUGAGCUUACUCCGUGGACUCCACUUCUCGCCUAUCUCAAUGAUUCUCCAUUCAUCGCUAUACCAUGCUGUAGCCACAAUCUGGCUGGCGCUCGAUGGCGAGCACCUAUAUCGAAGGCUGCGAAGGAAAAAGCUGCUGCCCAACGACCUGGCACGAAGAACGUACAGUCGGCGUAUGCUUCUCUAUGCGAUUAUGUCUCGGGUCUAGCGAAUGAUAUGGGAUUUGUUGUCGAGACCGAAAUAUUGCGCAUACCUUCCACUCGCAACACUUGUAUCCUGGGCAGG